This is a messenger RNA of Erpetoichthys calabaricus (reedfish), 1943 nucleotides long. It is a transcript of the gene ric3a, whose product is annotated as RIC3 acetylcholine receptor chaperone a. The transcript has 6 exons. The record is from RefSeq and is a predicted model, not a curated record. Bases 25 to 1299 code for a protein of 424 amino acids. Gene Ontology annotation, biological process: protein localization to cell surface; synaptic transmission, cholinergic. NCBI's taxonomy places the organism in Eukaryota, Metazoa, Chordata, Cladistia, Polypteriformes, Polypteridae. Gene Ontology annotation, cellular component: intracellular membrane-bounded organelle; neuronal cell body; neuron projection.
CGAAAAGAGCGGAGUGUGAAGUUAAUGGGAAAGGCUCUUAUCGAUGAAGUCGCUUCUAAUUGUUGUAUUUUCGCUGUGAAAAAAUUACAUUUGUUUUGGAAAAGGAAUGCAUAUAGCAGACUAAAUAUGCCACUCUCAACGUUUCAGAAAGUGACUUUAGUCUCCUGUCUCGUGUUGUGUGUGUCAUUGCUCCUUCCUAAAAUGCUAUUAUCGAGAGGAAAGAAGGAAGUAGGGACCCCGGAUGGGUCUAGCCAAUUUCCUCCUAUGAUAAACCGUCAAAAGAUGUCUGAGGGUAGACUACCAUCAUCACCAUUUCCAAAGUCUCAUAGUUCAGAUGCAAUGUUCAAGACAAAAGGAAUAAUGGGUGGCAAAGGAGGAAGUAAAACAAGUUUCAUGGGGCAGAUUAUACCAAUAUACAUUUUUGGAAUUGUCUUGUACAUCCUUUACAUUCUGUUCAAGAUUACUUCCAAAAGCCAAAAUAGCAAAAAUGACAAAAGAUUUCCUUUCAUAAAGCCAGAAAAUGCUAAAAGGAAAAUAACUGACUUUGAACUUUCUCAACUACAAGAAAAACUAAAGGACACAGAAGAAGUGAUGGAGAGAAUUGUAUCCAAAGUAGGCGAAAACCCAGACAAAAUUAAAAGUGUUGCCUCAGAACAUGAAGCAAAACUACUCCAGCAUUUAAAUGAAAUUACACGGGCAAUGCAGGAUGGAAACCUAAUAGAUGGACAUUCACCUGAAAAAGAGGCAGAAGAACUAUCUUACAGUGAAGACUGGGAUGGCUAUCCUGAGGAAACAUAUCCUGUAUAUGAUGAGCCACCCUGUUGCAGAGAGAGAGAUGAUAUAAUUUCAGUAGAUGGAAAUGAUGCAAGCCAGCCAUCUGCAGAAGAACUGGCAGAACAAAUAGAAGAGGAGGAUUUGCUCAGACACACCAACUUUGACUUGAAAGUAAAUCUACAAGAGACUUUUGACAAUAGCAGAGAAGUAAAAACAUUUGAAAAGGAAGCUAGCUUCUGUGAAAGAAGGGGUGUGUUCCUUUAUGAAAAUUCAAGUCUUGCAUAUAGUGAGAAGGAAGAAGAUGAUGAAGAUGGGAGCAGCAUGGAUUGCCAGUCAGAAGAUGACCCAGCUGUCUUAGCUGAAAAUAUCAGUUUCAGUUUUGAUAGCCACAGUGAUGAUGAAAACCAGUGGUUGAAUGAGUUUGAUGCAGUUGAUACCAUCAGACAAAACAAUAAAGAUUUAAAAAUGCCAGGUGAACCAAAACCGAGAAGUAUCAGGAAGCGUAAUACAAAUUUAGAAAAAUAAGUGUUGCAUUGUUGAGUUUAUACAUCAUACUGUGCCAGCAGAGGUAUUACUCAAUAUACAGCAUCAUUUAAUGGAUUUUAAAUUUUUUUAGUUUCCAGAGAAAUUCAUUUUUAUUUAUAAAUUUACCAUAAUAAUCAAAUAGCAUGAUAAAAUAAACAUAUUUAACUAUAUUUGAUUUUCCUGAAAACUGAAAGUUGUAUAAUAUGUGUUGUUCUCUGAAAAUGAAAUUUGCUAUAAUAAACAAUGAUUACUAUAGGCAGGCUAGAAAAUAUAACAUUCAUCUUAAAGAAACUAUUCUAAUAAUUUGAUUUAGAAUUUGGAAGGUUUUGUAUUUUUUAUAUUUAAAUAAAAAGAAAACACAAAAUCAUUAAAUAGUAUGCUCAAUACUGUUUUUGGUAUCUGAUUUUGGGCAAGGAGCACUCUCUCUUUUUGGCAGUUUUACAUAAUUAUCUGGCAUUGACCCCCAGUAUAUUAUCUCUAAACAUAAUGUUUGUGUGAAAAAAAUAUAAAGUAGUAAUCCCAGUGUAUUCCAAAACUGUGGAUUUUGCACAUCCCAAAGAUAUGCAGAUUAGAUUGAUUCAUAAUUCUAUAUUAUGAGAAUACAUUUUAUUGAACUGGAAAAAGAAAUAAUCUAAUCAUUUUUU